Molecule: messenger RNA, 6145 nt
Organism: Cotesia glomerata
Lineage: Eukaryota; Metazoa; Arthropoda; Insecta; Hymenoptera; Braconidae
Product: ras-associated and pleckstrin homology domains-containing protein 1
Exons: 7
Coding region: 697-4248 (1183 amino acids)
Biological process (GO): signal transduction
Source: RefSeq, a predicted model, not a curated record
UACGGGCUACAUACGCGAAGCAGCCGUCGCUUUCCGGCCGGCUACUCCAACUAGUACCUCGAGCGAUCCUCCAUACUACUACUUCCAGCAUUCCCAGUUCACCCGCAGUUGCAGCAGCUGCAAUACCGCUUAUCCGCACGCGCGCUAACAUCACCUUCCCUCUCGUUUACGCGCUACUAUAUCGGUCUCCUUCCUCACUAAUGCAGUUUUGCAUUUUACAUUUUACAACAAUACUUUUGUGUGUUUUUACAAUUUACAAUCAAUUCAUGAAUUUUCAUUAAAAUUCUUCUCCAAGUGACACUUGAUUAGUGCCAGUGAAUAUGACUUGUUGUAUAUUUAUUAGUGCCAAAACUACCAAGUAAUAGAGUACCAAACAAUCCAUGUUGUCUUGACAUUUAUCAAAUGUCAGGUUACCGCUUAUUAAAAUAUCUUUGACUUGGUACAUAAUUUUCUGUGGUAAUUUAACCAUCGUUGAAUUAGCGCCACAACUGAAAGUUUAAAGUACAUAGAUAUUGUUGAAAUUAUGGGAGGGAAAAGUGUGAAACGUGGUGUCGAAAAAUUAUCAAUUAAAUCAAUAGGUGACUAGUGAAAAAAAAUAAAAAUCAAAGUUAAGGUUUACAUCUAGAAAAUUACUAAUAAAUAACAAUUCCCUUAUCUCUGGAAAACUUUUAUUGUAAAAAAUUGGUCACUACAAGGAUGGAUUGGAAAGCUCGUCAAGAUGUUAAAGAGUCACCGGAAGCAUCUAGUCAGUUGCCACCGGAAGAGAUCGACGAUUGUUACUUCGAGGAGGAUGGAUCUAUCGACGAAGGCAUGGGUUUGGACAAUGUGAGCUCAGCAACUUUAAGGCCCUUUAAUUCAGACAUCAAUACACCGAGAAUUGAUAGUUACCGGUUUUCAAUGGCCAAUCUCGAAGACUCCCAAGAUGUUGACUUGGACGCGAUCCUCGGGGAACUAUGCGCGUUGGAAAGACGAUGUGAUGGAGACAUUGCUUCUACUCCGGUGCCAGAUACGCAACGAACUGGAAGACCUAACAGUGGAAGAAUCAACACUGGAGACAACAAUGACAUUGGAAAAACUGACGGAGGUAUGCGCACCGAUAGUCCCGAUAAUGAUAGUGCCUUCUCGGACACGGUGUCGAUGUUGUCAAGCGAGAGCUCAGCAAGCAGCAGUGGUUCAGGACACAAACCACCUCAGACCGCCAUGCACACGGCACCCCAACAGCAAUCACAUCAGUUAAUGGAUGCAGCAAGUAGAGCGAAAGCUGAAAAAAUCCGACUAGCACUGGAGAAAAUGCGGGAAGCCAGUGUUCAAAAACUUUUUAUCAAAGCUUUCACAUUGGAUGGAAGCGGAAAAAGUCUUCUUGUCGACGAAGGAAUGAGUGUCGCUCAUGUUUGUAGAUUAUUAGCAGAUAAGAACCACGUUGCGAUGGAUCCAAAGUGGGCUGUCGUUGAGCAUCUGCCUGAGCUUUUUAUGGAGAGGGUAUACGAGGAUCAUGAGUUGCUGGUAGAAAAUCUACUGUUGUGGACAAGAGACUCGAAGAAUAAAUUGUUGUUUGUCGAGAGACCAGACAAAACUCAACUUUUUCUAUCGCCCGAGAAAUACCUACUUGGUCAAUCAGACAGAAAUACAGGCGAGUACGACGACCAUUCGAGGAACAUCUUGCUUGAGGAGUUCUUUUCUAGCAGCAAUGUUGGAGUACCCGAAGUCGAGGGUCCACUGUACUUGAAGUCAGACGGUAAAAAAGGCUGGAAGAAGUACCACUUUAUUCUACGUGCUUCCGGUCUUUACUACUGGCCUAAAGAAAAGGCGAGAACUGCUAGGGAUCUUGUGUGUUUAGCGACAUUAGACGUCAACCAAGUGUACUACGGUGUGGGAUGGAAAAAAAAAUAUAAAGCACCAACAGAUUUUUGUUUCGCCGUUAAACAUCCACGACUUCAGCAGCCAAAAUCAACAAAGUACAUAAAAUUUCUCUGCGCAGAGGAUAAUGCCUCGUUGGAGCGAUGGAUGGUUGGUGUCCGAGUGGCCAAAUACGGGCGACAGCUAAUGGAAAACUACAGGACGCUGGUAGAUGAACUCGCACAAGAAGACUUGGAUAUUCUAGCGCAUGCUAGAUCCUGCUCUGUCAGUUCAAUCGCCGUGCCACCAACCAACCAGACGCAGUACAAUACCACCAACGAUAACGCCAGACAAUUUACGGAAAUUAACAGGCACAAUGGGACCGACAACUCCCGACAGUAUGAUAAUCAGCGGCAGAGUUACAAUUCCGAGCAACGACAGAGUUAUACAAAUGAUGGUAGACUCAGCCGUGCCAGUAGCUCCAGCUCCAGUGGAUGCUUGUCAGAUGGAGCACCGAGCAGUUGCGAGGUCGCCUUUGAAUGCGGCGAGUUCCCAACAGGUACAAUAAAACGCAAGCCCUCAAUGAACCCAAAGUUGCCAUUAACUUCCAUUACCAGACAGCUAAAAGAAGUAGGCGAAACUGUCCGUGACGAACCAGACUCUUGUCCAAGUCCCACGAGUUCAGGGUCCGGUACACUGACACGGAGACACAGUCGCAGAAGAAGCGGCACUGAUUCCGAUGGGUCUGGUACUUUAAAACGACAUCACAGAUCUGGAAACGCCACACCCGUCAGUCCCAUUCCUCCUGGCACUCCAGUUCGCGAAAGAGUCAGUCCCAUGAAUUUCUCCAGAACAGACAGUCAAGAACCUAAAACUCCCACUAGUCCAAUACCAGAGUGUAUGAUGGACUCGAUUACCUCUCUACCGCCUCCGCCAUCACCCCCAAGACUUACUGAAGAAAUAGAGUCUGACGGCGAGCCUCUGCCACCUCCUCCACCAGAAAUGUUCCGGUCAAAUCUGUCCUUAGAUUCAUUACCACCACCACCAGCUCCUGGUGAGUUACCCAUUUGUGACACAACUGAUUUUUCUGGAUCAUCUUUAAGCCUAGUCUCAUUGCCGCCACCGCCAAGUCCGCUUGUUGGCGAAACCGGUACUAUUCGACGUGCCAGGCCUAAUAAACAGACAACCCCAACAAAUUCAUUGUCACCAGAAUGCACACCAACUCACACACCAACACGCAACAACGGUAAUCAAAUUUACGGAAUGAUCAAUGAUAACAAUAACAUGAUACCAAAUCAAAACUGUAAUCUUUCUUUACAAAAUAAUGGCUAUGCUCAUAACCACGCAUCCAAUAUGUCGGCAAACGAUUCUUAUCCUGGAUCCAAUGCCAGCACACCGACAUUCAUGCCAAGUUCACCGAAUUUUGCAAUACCACCACCGUUUGUACCACCUCCAGCUUAUGGGGCUCAACAACAGCAGCAGCAGCAGCAACAACAACAACAACAACAACAACAACAACAACAACAACAACAACAACAACAACAACAACAACUGCAAUUACAGUUACAACAGCAGCAGCAGCUACAACAACAACAACUACAACAACAACAACAACCACAACCACAGAACAGCCUUCAGCGACAAAACUACAAUUCAGAUCAAAUUUACGGAACUUAUCCAGCUGCUCAGCAGUGUGGGCCAAUAAUCAGGCCUAAUCCAAACAUGGAUACCAUCCGAAGAAGCGCUUUAAAGCAAAAUUCCGGGCACUACGCUACUCCACCGUACCUUGCAGAACUGAAAGCUACCGCUAGUCCACAACCACAGAGACGGGUAACCAUCCUAGAGCCUCCAACCUCACCUAAAUCAAAGACUGGAACUGGUAAGAAGAUUUCAUUCAAUUUGCCACCACAGCAAGAGCCAGGAAGUCCAGCUUUGCCGCAAAGAAAACCAAUGCCACCGAGAAGAUCCGAUAGCACACGACUGACUUCACCGAAAAAGUUGGCAGCUUCUGACCAAGCGCCACCCGGUGAUUUUCUAAAAGAUCUUCAGAGAGUUAUGAGAAAAAAAUGGCAAGUUGCGCAAAAGUGUAAGUUAGAUUCAACAACUACACCCCACGAAGUACUCGGUUUCCGUGAUCCGCCCCCGGCAAUUGCAGACUACAGAGAAACAAAUGUCUCUAAUUGGGUACAAGAGCAUUAUGGUGCUGAUAAUUUAUACGAGAAUGUAUACACAAAUGAUCCAACUGCUCCUGUUGAGUACGCUUCAAGCCCAGGACGACAAUCAACAGUGAGAUUUGCUGAUGAAAAUAUAAGUAUGAAUAUUGCUAAUGUAAUAGCUAGUAAACGACGGCCACCACCACCACCACCAAAAAGAGCGGAGACGACUCAUCUAACAACACGAGCAAUGCACUGACAAUAGCAGAUAAUUAAGCCUCAUCACGAGAGGCGGCGGUGGUACUCUUGUUUCUGCGGUUGGUGGAAACACUGAUUAAUCUUUUAGAUUUUUCAUCAUUAAUGUAACUAUGUACUUGCUAUUUAUGGCUGUUGCUGCUACUACGUUUAAUAUUAUUGUUAUUGUCAUUAUUAUUAUCAUUAAUUAUUAUUAAUUUCAUUAUUAUUUCGCCAACUAAACAGCUACUACAUUAAUAUUAGCUGAAUACUUUUGCGUGGCUGCAAAUAAUACUGACUUUAUUGCCCAUCAUAUUUUAUUUGAUUAUUCAUCAUCAUUUAGUACUGGUUACUAUUGAUGCAAAUAAAUAAAUAAAUGAUUAAAUUGAUCAAUAUCAAAUGAUUGUAUGCCUGUUUUUAAUCGAACAUGAAUUUGUUUUUUUUAUCAAUCAUUCAACAAAACACAACGACAGACUGCGCAAUAAUUUUCGGCUGAAGCAUAAAUUAAGCAACGGAUAUAUCAUCGUAGUCUAGAAAAAACACAAAUUUGUAUUGUAAAAAAAUUUAUAAAAAAAGAAAAAAAAAUAAAUUGUAUACAUAUAAGUAGACGUAGGAAAUACUGCUGCACACACUAAGGAUGUGAUAUAAAUUUUAAGCUCGCUUUAUAUUACUAGUACACUGCGAUUGAUUUAUAUUAAUUAUUCAUUUUGAAUAAAUGUGCAACUAUAUACAAACAUAUUCGUGAAUUUAUAAAACGAUUUAUACAUAUAUACACGAGAUUAUACGAAAUAUACGUACGUGCAAUUAAUAUCAAUAACAAUAAUUGAUUAAUAAUAGAAAAAUUAAAAAAAAAUAAAAUUGCAAAGUAACAAGCGUCCGCAAUAAAAUAUGAAAAAUAUAUGUUAGCAACUGGAAUGCACAAAUAUUGGGCCUGUUACUUUUUUGCAUAUUUUUUAAGUGUCCCAGACGUAACUUAAUUUGUAUGUUUUUUUUAUUCACGGUGCUUUAUAUAAGACAUUUUCUCAAUAAAGUUUAACUUAGCAAUUGGAGAAACGUAAUUAUCAUGAUUAAUGUAUAGUUUCAAAAUAAAACGUACGUAAUUUUUUUAUGGAUAUAAACGCGAUCAUAGAAUAACAUAUAGAACUUAGAUGUUAUAUGUAAUUCAGUAAACUUUGUUAAUUUCAUUCAUUUUCUUUUAUAUGUGGUAUCGCGUUUAUAAAAUUAAUAAUUUGAAUUUUUGCACGAUUUUUUCAUAACUGAGAUCUCCUUAAUGCCAUUUUUUGAUAAUGAUAUACACGAAAAGUAAUAAUAAUUAUAUUAUUAAUAAUAAUUAAUUAUAAACACAUUUAUUACGUGUUGUAUAAGCCAUUAAUAUUAUGUUUAAUUAUUAUUAUAUAAAUGAAUUAUUAAAUAGGGAUUUUAAAAAUUUUUAAUUAUAAAUAAAUAUAUACUGUACUCACAUUUUUAUUUUAUUGUGGUACAAUCACUAUGAAAUGGCGUGAUUGAAUUUUUUACGCAUGUUGAAUGAGUUGUUGGUGGAAGAACAGAAAAAUAUAAUUUACAUUAAAUUGACUAACAAUUCUUUAGCAUGUAAUUGCUUUAACGUGAAAAAAAAUUAAAAUUUUUUAGAGAAAUAUUUUUUUUCUUGUUUUUUAAAAAGCUGAAAGUCAAAAAUAAUAUACAAAGACAAAGAAACAAUUUCAUAUGAAGUCAUAUCUAAAAAUAAAAGUAGUAGUAUAUAUAAUAAAUGAUAUUUAUAAUUAUUAUUUUUUAUUUAUGGUAAAAUAUGCAAGAACCAAUUGUAACUUUUUGAGCCUUAUUGCAAGCUGACAUCCCCAAUUUUAUAACCAAUACAAAUUUUGAUAACAAUUAUUAUUGUAAACAAAAAAAAAUUGUGAAACGAAGUACUAAAAAUAAUGAAA